Protopterus annectens (West African lungfish) is the source of this 3476-nucleotide messenger RNA. RefSeq names its product RAB27A, member RAS oncogene family (gene RAB27A). The transcript has 10 exons. Gene Ontology annotation, biological process: positive regulation of exocytosis; melanosome transport. The record is from RefSeq and is a predicted model, not a curated record. Gene Ontology annotation, cellular component: melanosome; secretory granule. Lineage: Eukaryota; Metazoa; Chordata; Ceratodontiformes; Protopteridae. Bases 645 to 1292 code for a protein of 215 amino acids. Gene Ontology annotation, molecular function: GTPase activity; GTP binding.
GGAAGAGACUUGCUGUUGUAUUUUACUUGCAAAGUGCUGCGUGUUUUUAAGGAAGGAGUGAAGUUUGCAAAGAGGCAGUGAGGGAGGUGGGCUUGCCUCAAAGGUUGUCCUUGCUGCUCGGUAAGGAUGUCAUACAAUAUCUAACUACUUUUCAUUUCCAAAGGGUGAUGUUGCGGUCACAAAUGUGCAGAUCUCAUUGAGUGAUUUUUAAGCCCCUUGUAUUGCUAUAGUUGGACUUUGAAUUCCAUCUUUUAAAGUCCUUCUGCAUGUGAUUAUCUUCCAGUAAUCAUCAACUGCUUCAGAUUCAGGACGGACUACGUGGACAAACAGCCUCUCAAGGAAGGUGACACGUAUGCUGAAAUAUUCAGUGAUAAACAGCUGGAGUUAGUAGGUGCUGUUAGAAGGAUAACCACCUCCCUGGACGAGUUCUGCCUGUGAAAUAUUAAAGAUAACCAUUUUUCCCAGUACAAGUACGUAACAAAGAAACAACUGUCUGGAAUUCCAGGGGAAGAGUUAAACACAGACCACAGUACCUGUGUUACUAGGAGACGAAAUCAGUAGCUUCUAUAUCACAACAGGCUGACCUUGAAGAACCUCCAGAGUUGGCUGACCUUAAGGUCAGAGGUCAGAGUCUGUGUCACAUAAUGGCUGAUUGUGAGUAUGAGUAUGAUUACCUCAUCAAAUUCCUAGCACUGGGUGAUUCAGGAGUCGGAAAGACCAGCUUACUCUUCCAGUACACUGAUGGAAAGUUCAACUCCAAAUUCAUCACUACAGUUGGUAUCGACUUCCGAGAAAAACGAGUGAUGUACAAACCUAACGGACCAGAUGGCAUGGGUGGCAGAGGUCAAAGGGUACAUCUACAACUUUGGGACACAGCAGGACAAGAAAGGUUUCGUAGUUUGACAACAGCAUUCUUCCGAGAUGCUAUGGGGUUUAUUCUGAUGUUUGACUUAACCAAUGAACAGAGUUUUCUUAAUGUUAGAAAUUGGAUAAGCCAGCUACGAAUGCAUGCAUACUGUGAGAAUCCGGACAUUGUAAUGUGUGGAAAUAAAUGUGACCUGGAUGAUCAGAGAGUGGUAAAAGAGGAGGAAGCCAAAGAACUGGCAGACAAAUAUGGAAUACCAUAUUUUGAGACGAGCGCAGCUAAUGGAACCAAUGUCAAUAAGGCUGUAGAUUGCCUGCUCGAUCUUCUAAUGAAGCGCAUGGGACAGGACCUGGACAGAACCUUGAGGCCCAAAGGACAGAACUCUACAGACCAGUUAAAUGAAGAUGCAGGAAAAUGUAGCUGUUAAACUUGAACGUUUAAUUAACAAGGAGUGGAAUCUGAUGUUGCAGAUUUGUGGGUCACUCAUUCAACAUUAAAUUUGUUUUAUGACUGCAUAUGACUUUUAUUUAUAUUCUCUAAAAGAACGGGCCCUGGUGCAUAUAAAUUGUAUUUGUCUAGCAAAUACAGUUUGCACUUACCUGCAAGGCAAUCUGUUCCUCCAUAACUUGAUAUUUGCGUGUCUUUCUCUUUCUCCUUGUCUCAAGAAGACAAGUACAUAGACGCACACACACACACACACACAUGUAUGCUGUUUGUAAUUGCUGUUGAUUUGAGGUUAUAACAGUAUCAUAGUUUUACUGGCUUUUGUUAGUGUAAUUGCCAAAUGGUUAAUACCUUCUAUUGCAUCAGUAUUCAUAAAUGUGACGUUUUGUCCAUGCAAAAGCUAAAUACUAGUGUGUCUUUGUUAUGAAAUAAAUGAAAAAAAAAUAACAGGUUGCCAGUUGAAAACCUGCAGUAUGGAAGGUUGAACUGAGUGAUGUAGCUUUUCCGUUUCACAUGUGAUCCACUAACCUUCACCUGCACUAAAUGCCACAUUCCACGGGACCACUAUGUAUUUGUUACCAGACUAUAUUGUUUUGUGUUUUAUGUCAUCUUGUCACUUACAUAAACCUUUCUUAGUUUUGAACAGGAAGUUUCGGCAAACUGAGUGCCAACAAUAUUUUGUCAGAGCCGGUGCUCUGUGCUGUAACUGUUUGUGCCAAGUUUACAUUUGGGACUCUCUUGCUCCUAAUUUGAAUAGGAAAGCAGUGUGGGUCCUCUUGAGUGAGACAUAAUUGCCUAACGUUUAUAACAAUCAAAUACAAAAUCAUGUAUUUUCCUGCUUUGCCUUUAAAUACUUGUAAUAUGUAUUUAUAUAUAUUCUUCUGGUGAAAGCUAUUUUUGUUUGAUGAUCUGGUAAAUGUAAUGUUUUGUCAUUAUACCAGGAUUAGUUUCCUAUACUUAACUUGAAAAUCCAGUUCUGUACUCAAAAUCAGCACCUUGCCAAAAGUUGUUCAGAUGAACUGUCAUGUGCCUCAAGUGUAUUUACAGGUUUGUCUUUACACUGGAAUGAUGCCAAACGUAUCUGGAUAUUGUCUAAAUAAAUAUAGGUAUCUUUAGAAGUUUGUUAUAGAUGUUUAUUAAAAGUCUGUUGUAGAAAGCUUUAAAACAUUUUUGUUUCAUCUCUUCAGCUGUAAUAUAUUUAAGUAUUUUGUGAUUAGUUUAUUUCAUCUAGUUUUAAAAAAUGAUUGCGCUCUCCCAUUGUAUAACUCAAGAAUGUAUGGAAAAACAUUUUUGAAGCAUCACUUUUGGGGCUUUUAAAAUUCCACCCCCACUUCUAUCCUUGCAGUUUCCCAAGCAAGUUAUUAAAAGUAGAGCACACUGCCAAUUUUUUCAUGUAGAAUGUUUGCCUUCCUGCAGCCACCUUUUUUAUAUGCUAAUACAUGCCCUAAUAGCAUUACCAGCAACAGAUAGCGCCUCUCCUGAAAGUAUGCUAAGCUUAGUGAGGUAAACCCAAUCAACAAAAGUAAAUAAAAUGAGUUUAAACACACCACCUUGCUAGCAUGUUUAGAAGAGGGGCGUGUUGGAAUUUGGCAUAAAGAAAUUACGCGGUUAUCUCUUCUGGCUUCCUAUUUGCCUGUUCACUGCAGGUAUGUUACUUCUUUGAAGGAAGUGUGUUUUUAAGUAUCCUGUUUUUCUUGUAAUGUAUGCCAUUUGCUUAUUAUCGAAACUUUAUUUUGUAGAGUUCAACUUAAAGCUAAACAUACAAGGUAUUUUUAAACUGAAAUGUUUCAUUUCAUUAUGGGAGUCCUUGAUAUGUGUAAAAAUAACUUAAAAGUUGAUUUUGAACUUAAUUCAUAGAUUGCACUCAGUAUCAUAUUUGGCCGGGAGUGCGUACAGGUGUUUGCUUAUGUUCAGUAAUCCAUAACACCUGUUAAGAUAUACAGUAAAAAGUUUUAGUGCAUGCCUUAAUAGACUGGCAAGUCACAAGACCAGAUGCACAUAAGUCCUUGAAAGGUGCAUUUUAAAUGAACCUUUGUGUUUUUUGUAGCGACUUUUAGUAGUUUUUGAGAACGCUGGGUUUGAAACUGUAAUGACACAAUUACAGAAAUGUAGUGUGUAGUUGUAUGAUGUAUUCAACCUGAUUAAAAUGAGAGUUUUUAAAGACUUA